AUGCCCACUCUACACAUGGCAGGUCCAACUUCAGAGAUGAAAGAUCUAGUAAAACGUAUGAACGUUUGCAGAAAAAAUUAAAGGAUCGCCAAGGAACACAGAAAGAUAAAAUGAGCAGUCCACCACCAUCACCUCAGAAAUGCCCUUCUCCUAUAAGUGAACACAAUGGACUCCUGAAAGGGCAGAAUGCCAGUGUUAUGAACAUAGGAUUGGCAAGAAACAAGUCGGGACGAGGGAAAGGUUGUACUCAAGUUGAUCCAGAAAUAGAAGAAAAAGAUGAAGAAACUAAAGCAUUUGAAGCAUUUCUUUCCAACAUUGCCAAACCGGUGGCUUCAGACAUUCAGGCAAGGACAGUUCUGCUUACCUGGUCACCUCCUUCCAGCUUCAUUAAUGGCGAAGUGAACGAAGCAGCUGUACCAGAGCUCUGCACUUACGAAGUCCUUUUGUCGAGCACUGGGAAGGAAGGGAAAUACAGAAGCGUUUACGUAGGAGAAGAAACAAGCAUCACUUUAAAAGAUCUGAAACCAGCCACAGAUUACCAUGCAAAAGUGCAGGCAGAGUCCAAUUCGAUAAGGGGAAUUCCUUCAGAAGCUGAAAGCUUUACCACCUUGAGCUGUGAGCCUGAUACACCCAAUUCUCCCAGGAUAGCCAACAGGACCAAAAACUCGCUCACUUUGCAGUGGAAGGCACCCAGUGACAAUGGUUCUAAAAUCCAAAGCUUUAUUUUAGAAUGGGAUGAGGGGAAAGGAAAUGGAGAAUUUUGUCAGUGUUACAUGGGCUCACAGAAGCAGUUUAAAAUUACCAAACUGUCACCGGCAAUGGGUUGUAAAUUUAGAUUAUCAGCCAAAAAUGACUAUGGUAUAAGUGCUUUCAGUGAAGAGGUCUUGUACUACACCUCAGGCUGUGCCCCCUCUGUACCCGCAAGUCCUACGCUGACCAAGGCUGGAGUUACGUGGCUGUCCCUACAGUGGACUAAGCCCUCAGGAACACCAUCAGAUGAAGGGAUUUCUUACAUUUUAGAGAUGGAGGAGGAAACAUCAGGUUAUGGUUUUAAGCCUAAAUACGAUGGAGAAGAUCUUGCUUACACAGUGAAAAAUCUGAGACGUAGUACAAAGUAUAAAUUUAAGGUCAUUGCUUAUAACUCAGAAGGUAAAAGCAAUCCGAGUGAAGUAGUGGAAUUCAGUACCUGCCCGGAUAAACCCGGAGUGCCUCAGAAGCCUUCCGUGAAAGGGAAGAUACACUCACAUGGCUUUAAGAUUACUUGGGACCCACCAAAAGACAAUGGAGGUGCGCCCAUCAAUAAGUAUGUAGUGGAGAUGGCCGAAGGUUCUAACGGAAACAAGUGGGACAUGAUCUACAGUGGCGCGACCAGGGAGCAUCUCUGUGACCGGCUGAAUCCAGGCUGCCACUACCGCUUGCGGGUUUACUGCAUUAGUGAUGGAGGGCAGAGUGCGGUCUCUGAGUCUUUGCUGGUGCAGACUCCAGCUGUGCCUCCUGGCCCAUGCCUCCCUCCCAGGUUGCAGGGUAGACCCAAAGCAAGAGAAGUACAGUUACGAUGGGGACCUCCACUGGUUGACGGUGGGUCACCCAUUUCCUGCUAUGCAGUGGAAAUGAGUCCUGCAGAUAAAGAUGAGCCCAGAGAUGUUUACCAAGGCUCUGAAGUGGAGUGUACAGUGAGCACCCUUCUUCCUGGAAAGACGUACAGCUUCAGACUCCGUGCAGCAAACAAAAUGGGGUUUGGACCAUUUUCAGAAAAAUAUGAUAUCACUACAGCCCCUGGUCCCCCAAACCAGUGCAGGCCCCCGCAAGUGACAUGCAGAUCUGCAACUUGUGCACAAGUCAGUUGGGAGAUUCCUUUGAGUAAUGGAACUGAUGUCACUGAGUACCGGCUGGAGUGGGGAGGAGUUGAGGGAAGUAUGCAGCUGUGUUACUGUGGGCCCAGCCUCAGUUGUGAAUUAAAAGGACUCUUACCAGCUACUACGUAUUAUUGCAGAGUUCAGGCUAUGAGUGUUGUGGGUGCAGGUCCUUUUAGUGAAGUUGUAGCCUGUGUGACUCCACCAUCAGUUCCUGCCAUUGUGACCUGUCUUCAAGAAAUAAGUGAUGAUGAUAUAGAAAAUCCCCAUUACUCACCUUCUACCUGCCUUGCAAUUAGCUGGGAAGAGCCUUAUGACCAUGGUUCAGAAAUCCUUGCCUACAGCAUAGACCUGGGAGAUAAGCAGCCCUUGACAGUGGGGAAGAUGACAAGCUAUAUCAUAGACAAUUUGCAACCUGACACAACAUACAGAAUACGAAUUCAAGCCUUGAAUAGCCUGGGAGCUGGUCCUUUCAGCCAUACGAUUAAAUUAAAAACGAAGCCCUUCCCACCUGAUCCACCUCGGCUGGAAUGUGUUGCCUUUAGCCACCAGAACCUUAAGCUUAAAUGGGGAGAUGGAACUCCAAAGAUAUUAUCAACAGAUGCUAUUCAGUACCACCUUCAGAUGGAGGAUAAGAAUGGAAGGUUUGUCUCCCUGUACAGAGGACCUUGUCAUACGUACAAAGUACAAAGGCUCAGUGAGUCCACAUCCUACAAGUUCUGCAUUCAAGCCUGUAAUGAAGCUGGGGAAGGUCCUCUCUCCCAAGAGUAUAUUUUCACCACUCCAAAAUCUGUCCCGGCUGCCUUGAAAGCCCCCAAAAUAGAGAAAAUAAAUGAUCACAUUUGUGAAAUUACAUGGGAAUAUUUACAGCCUAUGAAAGGUGACCCAGUUAUUUAUAAUCUUCAAGUUAUGGUGGGAAAAGAUUCAGAAUUCAAACAG
This is a messenger RNA of Psammomys obesus (fat sand rat), 2792 nucleotides long. It is a transcript of the gene Fndc3a, whose product is annotated as fibronectin type III domain containing 3A. The record is from RefSeq and is a predicted model, not a curated record. Gene Ontology annotation, molecular function: protein binding. NCBI's taxonomy places the organism in Eukaryota, Metazoa, Chordata, Mammalia, Rodentia, Muridae. The annotation marks the transcript as partial. The transcript has 20 exons.